Messenger RNA from Galendromus occidentalis (western predatory mite), 1353 nucleotides. RefSeq names its product proteoglycan 4. Gene Ontology annotation, cellular component: nucleosome. Lineage: Eukaryota; Metazoa; Arthropoda; Arachnida; Mesostigmata; Phytoseiidae. The transcript is spliced from 7 exons. The record is from RefSeq and is a predicted model, not a curated record. The coding region runs from base 136 to 1353 and encodes 405 amino acids. Gene Ontology annotation, molecular function: DNA binding; protein heterodimerization activity; structural constituent of chromatin.
CGGAAGCAUGAGUUUCCUCGAGAAAAUGAGUCCUACUCAUCGUCCUCGACCGCGUCGAGCGCAAGCAAUUCGAGACAACAGAAUACAUCGUCUAUUGAUCUUCUUGAAGUUCGGAAAAGGAUCGUCGAUAAAAUAAUGGCGAAAAAACAGAAAGCGGAAGCGGAGAGAGCCCGGGAGGAAAAACUGUCGCGCUCGGGUGCCAGGAAAUCGAGAGCUCCUUUUCUAGACGUAUCACAGAGAAGCAGUGCAAGCGUGCCCGGAGUCACGCCGGGAAGGAGUCAGUCGGGAAUGUCUAUGGAUUUGACUCUGCAAGCUUCCACCACCCCUGGGAGGACCAGAGCGGACCGUUCGACCGGUAGAUCUCAGCAGAGAUCCCCUCUUCGUGGCUCGUCGCCUCCGCCCGGACGUGGUGGUGGGGAUAGAAUUCCAUCCGCGCUCGAGAGAUCAACCUCAAAACGAGCCGCCUCCGGGGCGAAGAGUCCGAAGAAGCAGCGGGCGAACUCGAGUUUCGUCCCAGAGGAAAGUCCCGAAAAGGAACCGCCUCUCACCUCGAAAACUCACAGAUCGCCAGGUACACCCCUCGCCAGCGCGAAAACUACAGAAGCCUUUCCGAAGACGAAAUCAGCUCCGGGAGUUUCGCCCAAAGCGCUCCGGUCGAAGUCCAAGACCGCUCCUGAAUCAACCGCUAGAUCGAAAACGAAGAAAUCUGCGUUGAAGCCGAAGUCGCCAACUCGAAGGAAAACGCCGCUGUCUGCGAAACCGGAAGCGCCAUUAUUCCCGCCGUCCGACGAUGAAGAGCCACCCGAAGACGUACCGGAGGCCGAAGAGGAGGCCGGAGAGGAUGAUCCGAUGCCAUCACCCUCUCCGCGUCAAACAUCGCAACUUUCUCCGACUAAAUCUUCGCGAAAAACAUCGGCAGCAACCUCACGAACGGCUCCAAAAUUAUCGACGAAGUCACCGAAGCGACAGCCUCCUGCAGCAGUCGAGACUGUCACCGAAACUCGAACACAGUCCAAACGGGCCGCAUCGCGACGGAAAAACGUACCAACGAAAACUGUAGCCGUCAGUAAGAGCCUUUCCAAGGAGAUGCAGAGGCUACAGAAGGAUCCCGGCUUCUUGAUAGCUCGACUGUCAUUCAUGCGGGUUGUUAGGAGCAUAAGUGCGGAAGUUAGUGCGGAAAAUUCAGCUUACAGAUUCACUGUCGAAGCGAUGGAGGCGCUUCAAACGGCGACCGAGUAUUAUAUGACAAACGUUUUCGUCGAUGCUGCCAAGUUGGCGAAUCACGCCAAACGUGUGACUAUACUGCCAAAAGACCUCGACUUGCUGAAAACAUUCAAGAUAAUCAACCAAUGA